AAAACAUACUUUGAAAUAUUAUGAAGUUUUUCAGGGAAGAUUGUCAAAAAGGUUUCCUCCUAGUUUGAAUGCACAUCAAGCAGCAUGUAUGAGGUUAGAUGCAGCAGAGAGGGGAGAGGGAGCAGAUAGAGGGAGAGAUAAAGAGAGAGAAAGUGAGUGUUUGCAUGUGUGUGAGAGAGCGGGGGGGAGCAAAGAGGAAAAGAGAGAGAGAGAGAGAGAGCGCAAACACAAGGAUAGCAGGCUUGACAUAUACAUAUUCGCAGUGAACAAACAGAAAUCCCAAUGCCAGAGAAAGACAGACGAAGCCAGUGAGAGAAGAAGGUCACCUCUAGAGCAGUGAAGGAACGGGGGGUCAUACCUGAAGACUGAACUUUGUAAGUCUGGAAUGGGAAAUCAGGAGGUCCUACUUUAAACAGAAGGCGACAUUUUGAUGCCACACCAUUGAAAGACGACCAGGGAACACACAGCAUUACUGAGGGUCACGAUGGAGGAACUCUCCGAAAAAGAUAAAGGUCUGAUUCGGGACAGCUGGGAGAGUCUGGGGAAGAACAAGGUGCCACAUGGAAUUGUUAUGUUCACGAGGUUAUUUGAGCUGGAUCCAGCACUGCUUACUCUCUUCAACUACAGCACAAACUGUGGCGUCGCACCUGAAUGCCUCUCCAGCCCAGAGUUCCUCGAGCACGUCACCAAGGUGAUGUUAGUGAUCGAUGCUGCUGUGAGCCAUCUUGAUGACCUACAUUCAUUGGAGGACUUCUUGUUGAACCUGGGCAAGAAGCACCAGACAGUUGGGGUGAAGACUCAGUCCUUCACUUUGGUUGGAGAGUCCCUGCUUUAUAUGCUUCAGUCCAGCCUGGGUCCGGCCUACACGACACCGCUGCGCCAGGCUUGGCUCAACUUGUACAGCAUCGUGGUAUCAGCCAUGACCAGAGGCUGGGCCAAGAAUGGUGAACAUAAGUCCAACUGAGAAGGAGGUAGAUGUGAGAUUCACACUGGAACACCCUUGAGGUUACACAAACCUCUCAAAAAUCCUUUCGAAGAGUGAGGGGCUGGGAUAUGGGACCACCAUUGUGAAAAUCAGUUCAGCUGAGUUGUAUUUUGGCUUACUGAAUGAUCCUAACUUUGGUAGCUUGGUUUAACUGUAGACUAAGAUUGUAGAUGGGGUUGAGGUGGAUCUUAUUGCAGGACAUAGACCGUUUUUGGUUGAAACUUCAAAAGCAAAAUUUGCUUUGUACAUACAGUAAUGACUAAGUACAUACAGUAAUGACUAAAUGUAUUUCCUCAAACUAUCUUAAAUGACUGUCUCGAUGUGUUGAUGUUUCAUGUGAGCGUAAAACAGAGGUUUGACUAUGCACAUGUGAGCUUGGUCAACUCGAAAAAGUUUUAUUCUGAUGCCUCUCGGAAUCAAUUUAGAUAAAGGCCUUUAAAGCCACUACAAUUUUAACCCUAAAUGACACAGAAUUAAUUCUAUACUCUUGCCUGUGCUGUGUUAGUUAAAGUUUACUGUAAGUUUAGUGAUGUUCAGUAAGUUAUCUGAGCAUGAACACGAUGAUAGUGUCCAAAUGAUAGUGUCAAAGACAAUAAGCAAUCAAUAGCCAUGAUUAUUUUUGUAUUUUAUUUCUUGAAGCCAUCCAAAUGUUCACGUGAAAUGUUUCGUUUGCCACCAUUUUUCAACCAUUAACAGUAUUUCUGGCGAUGAAAGUAAAUGACGAGAACUGUUACAUCUGAAAUAGCUUUUGGAAUUUUUAGACUGUUAAUUUAUGAACCUGUGCCAUGUCAUAAGUUUACAUUUCCAUUGUAUGGGAUUACACUCGACGCACUCUACUCCAAGACUUACUUACGAAAGACUUGUGUAGACUGUUACUUCACAAAAAGUGACUGUUAUAUCAUAGUGACUAGCUGAUUUGUUCAUCUAUUUACAAUAGUCUAAAAAUGUUUAUGCUAAAUGACCCGGAAUGGGUGUUAGUGAUGAAUAAGAAUUUUAUUUCACGUUUUUUUUGUAAAUUUGUUAUUUUUGGAAAAUAGUAAAUUGCAUUCGUUGGCUUAUUACAACCUUCUACGUUAAGAAAAUACAGACUCUUAUCUAAGAUAAGAAUAUUUGUUGCCAUAAUUAUGAGCUAUAGAAAAACGCUAAAAGCGAUGAUAACCUUUUUGCUGCUAUUCAAUAGCUUUGUAGAAAUGUUGUUCUCUUUAUAUGAGAGAUAUUUCUACAUUUAAAUGGGUCGUGCCAAGUCUUUUAAAGUGCGUAGAGCUGUCACAUAUAUUGAAACUGCUGGUAUGUUACACUUUACAUGUUAGCUUAUAGGACAAUAUCUACUUUAGGUAUAAAGCCUUUUAGGUAUAUUUAGGUUUAUGUGGAUUGAUUAUUUAAUUUUAUGUAUUGCUCAAUGGUGCACUAUGAUACGUUUUUUUUUUUUUCGCGUAAAAUAUAUCGAUUUUAUUUUCUCUCUUUAAGACUGUUUUACAUAUGUGCCAUCUAAUGGCUUUCCAAUAACAUUAAGAUGUCUGUCUUUAUGUAAUGAUUAGCUUGUUAGUAUUGAAAACCUUUUACGAAGGUGCAAUGGUUACAACAUUUUCAAGUGAAAGUGUUCCUUUGUUUAUUGACCAUUGAAGUGUCGUGUGUGUGUUGUAUUGGCUUCUGUGCUUUUUCUCCUGAUAUUCUGUGACUGGAUUGUCUCAAUGUCUACCUCACUGAAGCAGCUGAUAUUAAACAGCGAUGUUAUGACCUGGCUCCCCAGUAACCAAAAAGUUAUAUUUCAGUUAUACUGUACAUCCUACUGUAUAUCAUCUGCCAGUCACCGAUCAAACUAGAUUCAGGAUCAGUCAAGGCUCUAUGUAAACAUAUGUUGGAAGCUUAUUUGUAAUAAAUGACAGAAAUAAAUAAGAUCCUGCUCUCUUGA
Molecule: messenger RNA, 2897 nt
Organism: Carassius auratus (goldfish)
Lineage: Eukaryota; Metazoa; Chordata; Actinopteri; Cypriniformes; Cyprinidae
Product: neuroglobin-like
Exons: 5
Coding region: 485-964 (159 amino acids)
Molecular function (GO): heme binding; oxygen binding
Source: RefSeq, a predicted model, not a curated record